ACGGGGUGGGGAACAAGAGGUGAUGGCCGUGGGCAGGCGACGGGCUGGGAGAUGGAACCCUUCACUCUUCCUAUUCCCCACUUCCCGACAGAACCACAUCCUGACACUCAUGUCGGUGGCGGCCCGCAUCUACAAGCACCCCAGCAUUCGCAACUCCAUCCACCUGGUGGUGGUGAAGGUGCUGAUCGUGGAAGAUGAGGCGCAGGGCCCCAGGGUGUCUGACAACGGUGGGCUUACCCUGCGCAGCUUCUGCAACUGGCAGCAGCAUUUCAACUAUCACAGCGACCGGAACCCAGGACACUUCGACACGGCCAUUCUGCUCACCAGACAGAACUUCUGUGGGAAGGAGGGGAUGUGCGACACCCUGGGCGUGGCGGACAUUGGCACCAUCUGUGACCCCAGCAAGAGCUGCUCUGUGAUCGAGGACGAGGGGCUCCAGGCGGCCUACACGCUGGCCCACGAGCUGGGGCACGUCCUCGGAAUGCCCCACGACGACUCCAAGCCCUGUGCACGGCUCUUUGGGCCCAUGGGCAAGCACCACAUGAUGGCACCCCUCUUCGUCCACCUCAACAAGACAUUGCCCUGGUCUCCCUGCAGCGCCAUGUACCUCACGGAGCUCCUGGACGGUGGGCACGGAGACUGUCUCCUCGACGCCCCCACCUCGGCCCUGCCCCUCCCGACCGACCUCCCGGGGCAACGGGCGCUCUAUGAGCUGGACCAGCAGUGCAGGCAGAUCUUCGGGCUGGGCUUCCGCCACUGCCCCAAUACCUCUGCGCAGGACAUCUGCGCCCAGCUCUGGUGCCACAGGGAUGGCGCCGAGCCCCUCUGCCACACGAAGAACGGCAGCCUGCCCUGGGCGGACGGGACGCCCUGCGGGCCCGGGCACCUCUGCUGGGAUGGCAGUUGUCUUCCUGCAGAGGAGGUGGAGAGGCCCAAGGCAGUGGUGGACGGAGGCUGGGCCGCCUGGGGGCCUUGGGGAGAAUGCUCCCGGACCUGCGGAGGAGGGGUGCAGUUCUCACACCGGGAGUGCAAGGACCCCGAGCCUCAGAACGGAGGGAGAUACUGCCUGGGGCGGAGAACCAAGUACCAGUCCUGCCACACGGAGGAAUGUCCCCCUAGUGAGAAAAGCUUCCGGGAGCAGCAGUGUGAGAAGUAUAACGCCUACAAUUACACCGACAUGGACGGGAACCUCCUGCAGUGGGUCCCCAAGUACUCGGGGGUGUCCCCCCGGGACCGCUGCAAAUUGUUCUGCCGAGCCCGGGGGAGGAGUGAGUUCAAGGUGUUUGAGGCCAAGGUGAUCGACGGCACCCUCUGUGGGCCAGAGACCCUGGCCAUCUGUGUCCGUGGCCAGUGUGUCAAGGCUGGCUGUGACCACGUGGUGAACUCGUCUACGAAGCUGGACAAAUGUGGGGUGUGUGGGGGCAACGACAACUCAUGCAGGAAGGUCUCCGGCUCCCUCAACCCAUCCAGUUAUGGCUACAACGACAUCGUCACCAUCCCAGCUGGUGCCACGAACAUCGAUGUGAAACAACGGAGCCACCUGGGGGUCCAGAACGAUGGCAACUACCUGGCAUUGAAGACCGCGGACGGGCAGUACCUGCUCAACGGGAACCUGGCCAUCUCCGCCAUAGAGCAGGACAUCUUGGUGAAAGGGACCAUCCUGAAGUACAGUGGCUCCAUCGCCACCCUGGAGCGGCUGCAGAGCUUCCGGCCCCUGCCUGAGCCUCUGAUCGUGCAGGUCCUGACAGUCCCCGGUGAGGUCUUUCCCCCCAAAGUCAAAUACACCUUCUUUGUCCCCAAUGACGUGGACUUCAGCAUCCAGAGCAGCAAAGAGAGAGUGACCACCAACGUCAUCCAGCCCUUGCUCAACGCGCAGUGGGCGCUGGGGGACUGGUCCCAGUGCUCCAGCAGCUGCGGGGCUGGCUGGCAGCGGCGGACCGUGGAGUGCCGGGACCCCAGCGGCCAGGCCUCCGCCACCUGCAACAAGGCUCUGAAACCCGAGGAUGCCAAGCCCUGUGAGAGCCAGCCGUGCCCUCUGUGACCGAGUGGGGCGGGGCCAGUCGUGCUCAUGGACUCGGGCUGCUGGGGUGCCAACAGGUGUCCCCACUGUGGUGACCCUCCGUGUAGAGGUGGCAUAGCCGACCCUGGUCUCACCUUGCACCAGCCCCGCCGGCACGGGGAGGGGAAGAGAGGAUGGGCCAACCGAAUAUAAUGUCUACUUUCUCGUGGAUGGGACCUUGCUUGGGUUCAAGUAGAGGGCAUAGGUGAAAGGUGAAAAGUGCACCAGACCCAAACGGGAGACUCAUUGAGCCUGUUUGCAAAGGACUAGCAAAGUUAAAUGGGAAAAAAAAUUGUUUUCUAUUGGGUUUCCCCUAUAAAUAAUCUACCUCAAAGGGGGAAAAGUAUCCAAGAGAGGUGUGAGGCAGGGGGCCAAUGGCGAAUGUCACAGCAAGCUCCUGAGCUGGCUUCCAACGUGAUCAUGACUCUCUUCAGUAUUAAAAACCCAUCACCUGCGGGGCUGCAGGGCUGUGGAGAGCCACGUGUUCUCAGGCCUCCACCUGCAGGGGUGGCUCCCGUUCAAGUAUUUAUGCAGAUGUGUCUCUGAACUAAAGUGUGAUCUUGUGCCAA
Myotis davidii is the source of this 2628-nucleotide messenger RNA. RefSeq names its product ADAM metallopeptidase with thrombospondin type 1 motif 8 (gene ADAMTS8). The transcript has 8 exons. The record is from RefSeq and is a predicted model, not a curated record. Bases 23 to 2041 code for a protein of 672 amino acids. NCBI's taxonomy places the organism in Eukaryota, Metazoa, Chordata, Mammalia, Chiroptera, Vespertilionidae. Gene Ontology annotation, biological process: extracellular matrix organization; proteolysis. Gene Ontology annotation, molecular function: zinc ion binding; metalloendopeptidase activity.